AUGUUGCCUCCUCCAAGGGCCGUGGCCCUGGUGGUGGUCGUGGCGUCUCGACGACCUGGCCCUCGCUCCUCGAAAGGGGGCGUUCCCCCCGGGCCUCCCUAUCAGGGGCGCAGCCUUCAGCAAGCGAGCAAACUUCACCCUUCCUCGCGGCGUGUAGCCGGGAGCUCCUGGGGGGCUGAGCCGCCCUGCGACGACUGCUACAAAGUGUUUCCGGAGCCCAAGGGCCACGAAUCAGUGGUAUUAACAGUUCUACUGAGCAAGUAUACUCAUUUCAAGUACAAUGAGUCUGUUACAAGCAUUCCCAAAGGGCAAAUGCUUCUAAACUCGGGUUCGCCGUGUCUGGAGUACCUGAUUCCGGCCGACCUGCACGAGGAGUACCAAGCCCACGUGCAGACGGUGGGCAAGUAG
This is a messenger RNA of Penaeus monodon (black tiger shrimp), 408 nucleotides long. Its product is annotated as crustacean hyperglycemic hormones 5-like. Lineage: Eukaryota; Metazoa; Arthropoda; Malacostraca; Decapoda; Penaeidae. The record is from RefSeq and is a predicted model, not a curated record. The transcript has 3 exons. Bases 1 to 408 code for a protein of 135 amino acids.